Messenger RNA from Canis lupus familiaris (dog), 635 nucleotides. RefSeq names its product prefoldin subunit 5 (gene PFDN5). NCBI's taxonomy places the organism in Eukaryota, Metazoa, Chordata, Mammalia, Carnivora, Canidae. Gene Ontology annotation, biological process: regulation of DNA-templated transcription; protein folding. Gene Ontology annotation, cellular component: cytoplasm; prefoldin complex. The transcript has 6 exons. The record is from RefSeq and is marked validated. Bases 31 to 495 code for a protein of 154 amino acids.
GCUUCCGCCCCGCCGGUCCUCCUUCCCGACAUGGCGCAGUCGGUUAACAUCACGGAGCUGAACCUGCCGCAGCUAGAGAUGCUCAAGAACCAGCUGGACCAGGAAGUGGAGUUCCUGUCCACGUCCAUCGCGCAGCUCAAGGUGGUGCAGACCAAGUACGUGGAAGCCAAGGACUGUCUGCACGUGCUCAACAAGAACAACGAGGGGAAAGAACUACUCGUCCCACUGACGAGCUCUAUGUAUGUCCCUGGGAAGCUACAUGAUGUGGAACAUGUGCUCAUCGAUGUGGGAACAGGCUACUAUGUAGAAAAGACAGCGGAGGAUGCCAAGGACUUUUUCAAGAGGAAGAUAGACUUUCUUACGAAGCAAAUGGAGAAAAUCCAACCAGCUCUGCAGGAGAAGCAUGCCAUGAAACAGGCUGUCAUGGAGAUGAUGAGCCAGAAGAUUCAGCAGCUCACAGCCCUGGGGGCAACUCAGGCGACGGCCAAGGCCUGAAAGCUCGGUUCAGAAACGGUUCAGAAACGGGCCAAGUGCUCCUGCGGCGGGAGCUGGGACCUUGUGGGCGUGGCUUCCCGGGGCCCAGGACGGGAGGGGCUUGCUUCGUGCUAAUAAACGUGCCCGCGGGGCCCAAUGUU